UUUUAGAUGUCCGACGACCCGAAUACCACUCAGGAACGGGCGAUGGAAGGCCCAUCGGAAAAUCAAGCUGCUCGGCAACUAGAGGGCAACCAAGAAGAGGCACAACGCCAACCAAAAGAAGAGCAAGCUGAUCGAGAAGAAGCCAAGGGAGAAGAAGAAGCUCCACAGGUGGCCGCUGCUCUACCCAUACCGGACAGCCCAUUUCUUACCGAAUUGGCCAGGCUUCUACGAGGAUCCCUGCGACCAUAUCUCAACACAGAACCUGAUGAAGUCAUUGAAGCUGCGAGGCAGGAUCACCAACUCGAUCAAGAAGUUGCCAAUGAGAACUUGUUACAGUAUAUCUGUAGGACGCUGGUGGAGUCGCCGCUGUUGCCCGAAAGUUGCCCAAGAGUUGCCCGAUAGUUGCUCGAUAGUUGCCCGUUGAAGCCCGCCAAUUGCCCGCUGCUGGCCUUUUUUUGCUAGUUGACAUCCGCUCCUUGCCUGGUUGAAAAUACCUUUUGCAGGGGGUUUCCUGAAGCAACGAUAUGGGUAAACUCGCCGAGAUCAGGGAACUUUUCGCCAGAACUCCCGAGGAUCCCGCAUUUAACACUCCUGCAGGCAUCGAUGAUUCAGCUAUGAAUCAAUUUUACGAGUUGAUCCGAGACUGUCGAGUUGUUCCAGAGGAUGAUCAGACUUUCGUGCCAAGACAAGCGCUGGCUACUAGGAUCCACCUGAUCAUUGAUAGUUUUCAAGCGAGACGGGAAAGCGAGUUCCUACGGCAAUGGUGUCAACAGAAUAUUGUAUGCCUGCUGUAUGGAAAUCCCGUCCCCGAGAUGAAAGAUUUUGCCUAUCGGAUUUUAAUUGAGAUGCUGACUAGCUCUUCCACUUGGACUGCAGAGUUGGAAUCAUUCGCAAACGAGUUGAGUCGGAAAAGAGGCACGUUCAUUAACGAUUAUUGGGCCACGAUUCGGGAUCAAAAUGAAGCAGGUGAUUUGGAUCCCAAACGGACACUCUUUGCGGACUUUCGAGACCAGCAUUCCGUGUUUGGUAAUGUUCAAUUCGAUAUCUUCCGUGAACGCUUGGCGCAAUUGGAAAAGCUUUGGCAUUCGCAAAUGAGGAUGUUCGAUGUUCCGGAUAAGGUUCUAUGUGUGACUGGUAUAGUGACGGAUACAAUGACUGAAAUGUUGAUGGGAGUCAAAGACGGGAAGCCCAAUAUCACACCGUUCCUGAAAAAAGCUCGCAUAUUUUAUCGCUUAAGUGAUGGAGCUGAAACAUCCGAAGCACCAGCAGAAGCAUCAGCAAGAGCAUCCGAAGCGCCAGAAGCUCCAGCGUUACCACCAAAACGUUCCAGAGGUAUCAAGAGAAAGCUGAGUGAAUACGCCGAAGAGCUCUUUGAAUCAAAAAAGCCUAAGAGCGACGAGCUUCCGACUGCUGAGCAAUGGAUGUAUUUCCUCCAACACUGUCUACAAGGACCGGAACAAGAUGAGCAAAGAGGCGGCAAUCAAUAAAUUAAAAUUAUUCUUUUUUAUUUGUUGUGUGUAUUUUUAUUGUAAGUAUUCAAUAGUUUUGAACUAUUUUUAGCCUAUCAGUUGAAAACAUAUUUUCAAUAUUUUGAAAACGAAAGUUUGAAACUCUAAGUAUCCCUACAGUAACCCUGAAUUGGAGGCAAUGACAAGCCCUUUAACUUUGCUGAUUGGUCGCACUUUCUCUCACUUUUCAAUAAGAAGAAAAUAUCUUUAAAGCUUA
Caenorhabditis elegans is the source of this 1725-nucleotide messenger RNA. It is a transcript of the gene T06D4.1, whose product is annotated as Type I restriction endonuclease subunit R. Bases 525 to 1487 code for a protein of 320 amino acids. The record is from RefSeq and is marked reviewed. The transcript has 11 exons. Lineage: Eukaryota; Metazoa; Nematoda; Chromadorea; Rhabditida; Rhabditidae.